GAAGGGGAGGGAAACUUCAAUUUGGCGUCUGUUGAAUUACUUAGACGAGCUCAGUCUGUCUGGUUCGCAGCACAGCAGAAGCUGUAUCUUCUUUGUUUUCAUUUGCCCUGUUUAUUUAAGGAUCGGUUCAAUGGAAGAUAAACCGACACGCGGAAGAAAGCGACUCACUGCCACUGGAUACAAACGGCGAUUCGCCAAAGACAAUCAGAAGCUGUGAAGAAUAAAGUGUAAGUUAUCUGCUGAGAGGAAACCAGCGUCAGUCAAGAACCUAAAAGCUGGGAGAUUGGGUAACUUAUAUGACAAAAGAUACACUUUUACGAAUGCAUUUCCAAACGCGAAAGCUUGUAUUCAUUGUAUUCAUAUUCUGUGUGUCACGGCAGGUGAUGAUGCGCUUUAAACUUUGUUUACAUGGAUUCUUUACACUGAAACCAAAUUUGAUUUGAGAUUUACUAUUCCCUCAUAUGUUUAGGCAUGUAACACUCGUUUUUUCUGCCUUUUAUUACUGAAUUCAGCACUGGAAUGUCUUGAUUACUAUUGAUGGACUGUCAGUGUUGAUAUUCAUAGCACUGAAGAUGGGAAGAAUGUAUGUAAUGGAUUUUGGGAAUGUCCUGUGAUUUGGGAAUGAUGAACAACGGACCCACUAUCGUCUACGAGUGGCUGAAAACGCUCCAGCUGUGUCAGUAUGUGGAGUCAUUUGUUGACAAUGGUUAUGAUGACCUGGAGGUGUGCAAACAGAUAGGGGACCCUGACCUGGAUGCCAUCGGUGUCUUCACUCCGCAUCAUCGGGAAAAGGUUCUCCGGGCCGUGGAGCGACUCCGGGAUGAUGACAAGAAGGUGGCACCAGGACUGUAUUUCACCCUUGAACCACUUCCACAUGACACGUGCCCUCAAAUUAGUGACUGCAAACAGAAAUGCACCAAGUCUUGGGUCAGUUCUACUUGGGACAGGCCCAGGAUCGGACUCUCCAAUGACUUCAAAGCUUUAGAGAACCACAAGGAGCCGGUGGUGUAUCCUAAACUCAAGCUGAAGAUAAUGAUAAGGGAUAAGCUGGUGAAGGAUGGAAUUGACCUGAGCAAAAUGCCCUACUCGUAUAAAGAUGGCUCUCUGGGUAACAUCGAGGAUCUGGCCCAAGAGUAUUCAGAGUAUUACAGCACGUCCUACAGUGAAGUGUGUGACCGAAUGGAGGAGUUACGCAAACGCAGAGUCACUCAAGAAGCAGAGACGGGAAAGGCUGAAUCAACAACAUCCCUUCAGCUGCGGUUGGAAAUCCAGGAGUCACUGGGUCUGUCUAGUGCCGUGUCCACACCUGAGGUGGAGAGAAGGCAAUCAAUGAACAAGUCCAGCUCUGAAGACGGAUCUGCAGGAAAAUGGGACAGAAAGAAAAACAAAUCGUUCUGGCAAAACUUCCGCAAGGCACAGAAAGGGAGCGUUCGAGCGACACCGAAAGGAGAGGACCUGGGCUUCGUGGCCAGUGAGAUCACGAUGAGUGAUGAAGAACGCAUCCAGCUGAUGAUGAUGGUGAAGGAAAAGAUGAUCACGGUGGAGGAGGCUCUGGCUCGGCUGAAAGAGUAUGAAGCGCAGAACAAGCAGUCCAACAGCGUGGACAUGACCGACUGGACAAACACACCCAGUCCCUCCAUGACCGAAUCCUACUGUAACUCUGAAGAUGAGCUGGAAGAGUCCGUCACCUUUCGUCGACUUCAUAAACUUGUCAAUUCAACUCGACGUGUGAGAAAGAAGCUCAUUAGAAUUGAUGAGACCAAAAAACAUGGCUCAAUUGACCCUGUGAGUCCUGAAGUGCUUCAGUCGGGCGAGGAGGGCGUCUCUCUGUACUCUGGGGUGCACAAGCGUCUGGCCGUGUCCCAGGGUGAUGGUCUGAGCUCCGUGCUUCAUAAACAGCUGUCUCUGGACAGAGACUCGGACAGUCUGACCCCGUCUCCCUCCUCCAGCAGCUUAGACACCUACAGCAGCCACAAGCUCUUCAUGGUCUUCAGUAAGUCCAGCAGCAGUCAGGGUCUGGAGCCCACUUCGGGACCCGGCGGAGCAGUUUCUGGGCUGGACGCAGGCAGCAGAUCCUCCUUCUCUGAGGCAGAUGGUGAACUCGAGCACAGGUUGUCCCGCUCCGUGACGGAUGGGGAGAUGAGACGAGCCCUGAGCCCUUCUAACUACCAUGGAAGGACCUGCAGCUUUGGAGGAUUUGAUCUCACAAGCCGAUCUGUGUACAUGAGCAACAGCGGCUGUGAGCCCACAAAUGAAAACGAUGAUAUCAGCAUGAGAGACGCGUCCAGAUCUCCGACACCUUCCCGUAUCUCUCUGGGGAAGAAGGUGAAAUCUGUUAAAGACACCAUGAGGAAACGCAUAUCCAAGAAAUAUAAUUGCUCUCCAUCGGAGCAGUCGAGCCCGAGCCGAGCUCCCAGCAGCCCACAGUCUCCUCAUUCGGACACAGACUCUCUGGAGAAACCCAAACUCAAGGCCGGAGGAUCGGUGGAGAGUUUGAGGAGUUCCCUUAGCGGACAGAGCUCCAUGAGCGGUCAGACGGUCAGCACCACAGACUCGUCCACCAGUAACCGUGAGAGUGUGAAAUCAGAGGACGCUGAUGAAGAUGAGCUGCCGUACAGAGGACCUUUCUGUGGCCGAGCGCUGGUCCACACAGACUUCACCCCGAGCCCGUAUGACACCGACUCCCUCAAACUCAAGAGAGGAGAUCUGAUCGACAUCAUCAGUAAGCCGCCCAUGGGCACGUGGAUGGGGCUCCUCAGCAACAAAGUGGGAACGUUUAAGUUCAUCUACGUGGAUGUGCUGAACGAGGAAGAGGAGAAACCCAAACGCAGUGUGAAGAAGAGGAGGAAAAGUCACCCUCCUAAACCGACCUCUGUGGAGGAGCUUCUGGAGCGCAUUAAUCUCAAAGAGCACAUGCCCACGUUCCUGUUCAAUGGGUAUGAGGAUCUGGACACGUUUAAACUGUUGGAGGAGGAAGAUCUGGACGAGCUGAACAUCAGAGAUCCUCAACACAGAGCCGUGCUGCUCACCGCUGUCGAGCUGCUGCAGGAGUGUGACAGUAACAGUGACCCGGAGCGCGCCGGAUCGUCCGGAGACUCCCAAGAGAAGCUUCUGUCGGAGAGCAGCGUGCCAUCAGCGGACUCUCCUCGGGACUCGGGCUGUUACGAGAGCAGUGAGAACCUUGAGAACGGCAAAGGCAAAAAGACGUCUCAUUUAAGCAGGUCCUCAUCAGGCUUCGAGUCCAGCCAUCUCUCCUCCCCUGAGUUUCCCAUCACACCCCUCUGCCAUUCCAGCAGGUUGAACCCACGAUCCAGACAGGACGGUCCACUUCCACUGCAGAUCGACUCUAUCAAGAGUCUUCAUCUGAGGAGAAACCAUGGCGUGCUCAGAGGAAGAUUCCUGAGUCGCAGCUGCGGUGCGCUUGAUCAGCCGGCCACUCAAACUGAGCUGAGGAAACUUUACUUCUCACUAGAGGAACUUCAUCUGCAAAGUCCUGAGAGAAAGCAGCCAUACGACAGCACUGAGGAGAAUCUUCUCACAACUGGCGAGUCUAAAGAGAUUGGAAACAGAGCUCAGCCGUCCUCAGUGGAGUAUGAUGAGGUGCCUGUAGAUGAUGUUCCUCCAAGCACACAGCGCAUGAAACCACCAGUUCCUCCAAAACCUCUUCCUCUGCUGGCAUCGAAGGGCUUUGACGCUGGUUUCAGUAGAAAGGAGGUUCAUACAAGCGUAUCUGAGUCAAACUCCUAUCCAGAAGUUCACAGGAUCUCCAAAUCGCUCAUUUACAGACCGGCAAAGAAAGUUAACUCUGGGAAAACACCCAGCCUUGAGACUUUAGUGGAGGAAAAGUUGUGCUCGGAUGGCAUUGAUCUCACAGAAGAGCCAUAUUCUGACAAGCAUGGUCGUUAUGGAGUGCCGUUCUCUCUGCUCCAGAGAUAUUCUGAAGAUCUGGACAAACCUUUGGGUGACAUUGCCAUUGUGAUGGAUCAGACGAGAGUCCACCAGCUUCUGAAGCAGCAUCGUAUAGCGAUCCCACUGAGAAGUUUGUCCGAGAUAUGUGUGAUUCCAUAACGGAUUUCAGAAGGUGUGGGAGCAGCUUUGCAGAGCGACAGAUGAUCGAAAGCACACUGAACUGAUUCCUGAUGAAUCAGCUGAAUGUUUUUCCAGCUUGCAUUCGUCCUUACCUGACUUUUUCUGUCAUUUUAGGAUUUAGACAGUACUGUAGAAACUGAAAUAGUUUGACUUUCAUGCGUGGCUGUGUUUAGAAUGAAGUCACUGAUGAGUGAUUUGUUUUUGAACUGUAAUGGUCUAAAUGCAACACAUACAUUUGUUGUGUAAUAUGUUUUGGAUAUAUUGGAUAGACCGUAAUUGUU
Molecule: messenger RNA, 4370 nt
Organism: Carassius carassius (crucian carp)
Lineage: Eukaryota; Metazoa; Chordata; Actinopteri; Cypriniformes; Cyprinidae
Product: SAM and SH3 domain-containing protein 1-like
Exons: 20
Coding region: 604-4068 (1154 amino acids)
Molecular function (GO): protein binding
Source: RefSeq, a predicted model, not a curated record